GCGCCGUCCGCCUCCUCCGCGUCAAGGGAGGCGCGCAGCUCCUGCAGCCGCUCCCGCAGCGUCUCAAUCUCGGCGCGGCUGAGGCGCGAGCGCUCCUGUCGCUCCGCCCACCGCUGCUGGUUGCGCUUGCGCUUCGCCGCCAGCCGCUGCUCGUCCAUCGCAGGCACAGAAAACUAACACCCGCUCUCACCGAACAGCUACGCAGUAACCCUUGUUGUUGUUGUUGUUGCUGCUGUUGUUAUUGCUGGCCUGUUUGUCUUCGCUUGUUGCUGCUCUGGCUAAAGGUGCAUGAGGAGAGGGGGAGCCACACGGAAAAGGGAGGCGGCAGCGGAGCAGGCAGUCACCGGGCACAGGGACGAAAAGGCGCAUUGGCCGCGUUGCCGCUGUGCGGGCCACAACAAAGAUCACACGGAACCCCAAUGCAGUGCACUGUCACACACACACACACACACACUGAAUACUGCAACAACAAAAAAAAACAAAAAAAACAGCGAACAUUCAAAAGAACGUGGCUGUCGCUGCCGCCCACGGAGCAGCACAAUCUCCCACACCCGCGUACACAGCCACGGGAUGCAAAGCGCUCAGGUGUAUGCUUACAUAACAACGCCGAAGGCACGCCACAACAAUAG
Trypanosoma grayi is the source of this 629-nucleotide messenger RNA. RefSeq lists its product as hypothetical. The annotation marks the transcript as partial. The record is from RefSeq and is a predicted model, not a curated record. The transcript has a single exon. Lineage: Eukaryota; Euglenozoa; Kinetoplastea; Trypanosomatida; Trypanosomatidae.